Molecule: messenger RNA, 1777 nt
Organism: Clupea harengus (Atlantic herring)
Lineage: Eukaryota; Metazoa; Chordata; Actinopteri; Clupeiformes; Clupeidae
Gene: ndrg3b
Product: ndrg family member 3b
Source: RefSeq, a predicted model, not a curated record
AUCCGCAUAGGGGCGUAUUGAAACGCUGAACCCUAGUCUAGUGUAUGGGCUGUCUCAACGACUGUAGGUCCGCCCCGAAGUGUGUGUCUUUGCCUGUGUGUGGAUUCCAAACUAGAGUUUGUGUUUCACCGGUGGAACGUGUGUGGGAUUGAAGUCGCAGGACGCUCAUUCACUGUUGUCGAAGGAAUUGUUUCCCCAGGCUUUGCAUUUAGACGAAUCAUCCCAGCUAUGCUGUCCAGGAGCACCUACGUCUUCCAGAGUUGCUGACGAACAUUGUCUCUAUGGUGUGAUUAAUUGACAGCUGACAGGAUGGACGACCUUCAGGACGUGCAGCUGACCGAGAUCAAACCUCUCCUGAUGGACAAGAAUGGACGCAACUUCCAGGACUUUGACUGCCAGGAGCAUGAUAUUGAGACCGCCCACGGAGUUCUCCAUGUCACCAUGCGUGGCACCCCCAAAGGGAACAGGCCCGUCAUCCUCACCUACCACGACAUCGGACUCAACCACAAGUCGUGCUUCAACGUGCUUUUCAACUUUGAGGACAUGCAAGAGAUCACCCAGCACUUCGCAGUGGUCCACGUGGAUGCUCCCGGACAGCAGGAGGGAGCUCCACCUUUCCCUGGAGGGUAUCUGUACCCCACCGUGGAUGAACUAGCUGAGAUGAUUCCCUCUGUUCUGACCCAGCUCAAGAUAAGCAGUGUUAUUGGGAUAGGAGUGGGCGCUGGAGCGUACAUCCUCUCCAGGCUGGCGCUGAACGAACCUGCUCUAGUCGAGGGCCUGGUUCUGAUCAAUGUGGACUCUUGUGCUAAGGGCUGGAUGGACUGGGCUGCAACCAAGUUGACUGGGUGGACCAGUAACCUGACGGACAUUGUCAUGGCCCAUCACUUCAGCACGGAGGAGUUGACUGACGACCUGGAGAUCACCCAGACCUACCAUCUCCACAUUGCCCAGGACAUCAACCAGGACAACAUGGCCCUCUUCUACAACUCCUACAACGCUCGUCGGGAUUUGGAGAUCGAGAGGCCCAUCCCUGGCCUGAACGAGGAGACGGUCAUCACCCUGAAGUGUCCCUCUCUGUUGGUUGUGGGAGACACGUCCCCAGCUGUGGACACUGUGGUGGAGUGCAACUCAAGGUUAAACCCCACGAAAACGACUUUGCUCAAAAUGGCUGACUGUGGUGGACUGCCGCAGGUCGUCCAGCCUGGUAAACUCACCGAGGCCUUCAAAUACUUUGUGCAAGGAAUGGGCUACAUGCUGAACAGCUCCAUCCCCCAUGUGCUGCUCAGCCACUUGAACAGCGAAUCAGUGCCCACAGCGAGCAUGACCCGCCUGGUCCGCUCGCGCACCCACUCUUCCUCCAGCAUGGGCUCAAUUGACAUCCCGCGCAGCCGCACCCACACCAACUCACAGCUAGAAGGUGCCACCGCUGCCCCCGACGCCCAGAACCGGCCACAGACCAUGGAGGUGUCCUGCUAGAGGGCCAGUCCCUUUAGCCCACCACCUCCACCUGGUUGCUCUAACUCUCAGUCCAGCCAGACAGGGCCUCAAUACAUUUGGUUUCUUCUAUCUCUCUCUACCUAUCUACAUCACCAUCUUUCUUCUUUUAUCUUUCACUCAUUCCAUGUGUGCGAGUCAGAGAAUGUGGUCAUGGUGAAAGGGAUAGCUGGUGGGACUACUGUAUUUGUAAUCCAGAGUCACUUGAACACAAAAGUCAGAGGCCCAGAGGUCCUCAGUGUUCUCCCUGCGUAGGAUUUGGGUUGGCCCUUUCUCAUCCCCC